AUGGAGGACUCCUCGGAAAACAAGACACCGUCCAAUGAAAUGGACCAGAACGACCAGGACCAGGACCAGGGUAUCCCGAAGGAGCAAGCCACCCCAUCCGCCAAACACCCCCUCGAACCUGAGCCUGAGCAAGCCUCCGACGCCAACGAGAAGCCCGAAAAGAAGAAGCGCCGCAGCUGCAAGGACCCUGAGCCUGACUACUCGGUUAUGGUCCGCAACCAGGUCAUGCAGGAUAAGAAUCGCACUGGCCAAGCCUGCGAUCGUUGCCGCAUGAGAAAGCUCAAGUGUGACCGCGCCCCCACUGGCUGCACUAGCUGCUCUGCAAGCCGUCUCCCGUGUCAGGUCACUGACCGGGUGACGGCCGAGACCUUCACACGAGGCGCCGCAGGCCUUAUGCAGAAGCAGGUCGAGGAGAGCCAGAAGGUCAUGGCCGAGAAAAACAUGAUCAUCUCCCAGCUGGUCGAGGAGAAUAUGCAGCUCCACCAGCAAAACGUGCAUUUCCAGGAGCAGAACAUGCACCUCGCCCAGGAGAACAGCAUGCUGCGCGAAGAGCUCCUCCAGCAUGAGAGUUUCUUCGACCUGCCCGAUGAGAAUUACUCUGGCAUCUAG
This is a messenger RNA of Penicillium chermesinum, 609 nucleotides long. Its product is annotated as putative C6 finger domain protein. Bases 1 to 609 code for a protein of 202 amino acids. The record is from RefSeq and is a predicted model, not a curated record. The transcript is spliced from 3 exons. Gene Ontology annotation, biological process: regulation of DNA-templated transcription. Gene Ontology annotation, molecular function: zinc ion binding; DNA-binding transcription factor activity, RNA polymerase II-specific. NCBI's taxonomy places the organism in Eukaryota, Fungi, Ascomycota, Eurotiomycetes, Eurotiales, Aspergillaceae.